AGUUUUAUCCCUGCCGAGCCGCCGUAGCGAUGGGAGAUAACGUGUCCAAGCGGCUGAAGCUGAUCUCGGCUACAGAGGCAGAGAUGGAGGAGCGCUCUUUUCCAAACCCGUACCCCGACUGGGACCAGGGAGUCCUCACCUCCAGCUCCGGAGCAGACGUAGAUUGCAGUGAGCCCUUUGACGUAGAAGGAAAGGUGAGUGCACUAUUCCAGCGGAAGGUCCAGAAUAAGAUCAAAGAUCUCCUCCAGCAGAUGGAGGAGGGCCUGAAGACUGCCGAUCCCCAUGACUUCUCCACUUACACCGGCUGGACAGGUAUUGCCUUGCUGUACCUCCAGCUGCACCGGGUGACCCAUGACGCCUCCCACCUGCAGAGGGCAUUGGACUAUGUGAAGAGGACCAUGAGGAUCCUGAAUGGCCGCAAAGUGACAUUCCUCUGUGGUGACGCGGGGCCGUUGGCAGUAGGUGCGGUGGUCCACCACAAACUGAACAACACUGCUGACAGCCAAGACUGUGUGUCCAGGCUGCUCCAGCUGCAGCGGUCGGUGCUGACUCCUGACUCUGAGAUGCCGGAUGAGCUGCUGUAUGGCCGAGCCGGCUACCUUUAUGCUCUGCUCUACAUUAACAAAGAGAUACGAGCUGACACGGUGGAUGAGAGCACCAUUACAAAGGUGGUGACGGCCAUCGUGGAAUCAGGGAAGAACAUGUCAGCCGAGCAGAAGAAGACUGAUCGCUGCCCUUUGCUCUAUGAAUGGCACAAGAAGCAGUACAUCGGUGCUGCCCACGGCCUGGCUGGCAUCUAUUACAUGCUCAUGCAGCCCGGAGCAAGGGUCCAUCCAGACAUUUUGUCAGAGUUGGUUCGUCCCAGCAUCGACUAUGUCCGCCACAAGAGGUUUCGUUCGGGGAACUUCCCAUCAUCGCUGAGUAACGAGAGUGACCGGCUGGUUCACUGGUGCCACGGAGCCCCAGGUGUCAUCCACAUGCUGAUCUUGGCUCAUAAGGUGUUUAAAGAGGAGAAGUACUUGAAGGAGGCUGCAGAAUGUGCUGAGGUGAUCUGGCAUCGAGGCCUGCUUAGAAAGGGCUACGGAAUCUGCCAUGGCACAGCUGGCAAUGGCUAUGCCUUCCUAUCCCUUUACAAGCUCACCCAGGAGAAAAAAUACCUUUACCGCGCCUGCAAGUUUGCGGAGUGGUGUUUGGACUAUGGGACCCAUGGCUGUCGCAUCCCAGACAGACCAUACUCUCUUUUUGAAGGUAUGGCGGGGGCCAUCCACUACCUAUCAGAGAUGGCUAACCCUGAUGCUUCCUGUUUCCCUGCCUUUGAACUCUGACCUGCCAACUGCUGACUGAGGAUAAUGAAGGGGGACGGGGACAAACAGUUUGGGAAGCUAACUUGGGUCUUUACUCCAACGCUGAAUGAGGAUGUAUUUGUGAUUCGGCUUUCAACGUUUGACGUGAGCAAGUAGUGACUGAAUUAGACUGAAAAUGAAGAUCAGCCUGGAACUGAGCAGAGUGAGUGCAUUUGAGUUUUGUUUGGUUUACGAGACUGAAAACAUAUACAAAAAGAUAAAGGCAAAAUUAUCUUUGGACAAAAGUACAGAUUGAAUGUUGUAGAUCCAGUGAUAAUGACUCUGAAGAAGACUGUUAAAGGAGUUCCCUGUUCUUAUAGAUGGCUUUGUAUUCUGUGAGGCCUAUCAAUAGGGGUCAAAAUGUAAGGGUCUCGAAGUCCCCUGUCAUCCUCUUGUGGUAAAGACAUGGACCCCAUGUCUCUCCUCCUCACUCAUUACAAUUUACAGGCAGCUGGCAUGGACACAAAAGAACACACUCUAAGUCUUCUGCCUUUAAUAUCAUAAUUCCUAGGCCAAGACAGGGGAGUGUAGAUGUGUGUGAAGUAAACUAAAGCUGUUUUGGUUUUUCUCUGCAUGCUCACUGAAAUUGGCUCUUGGUACCUCAUAUCCUGUCAGUGUAUUGUUUGUCUCUUCCUGUAUUUGUAGGUGUGCAAUUACAGUUCUCCUGGUAUUUGUCGCAUAGUGGGGAAAUGUUUUCUCAUCUUUUGUUUGAAUCAGAAGUCAAAACUAUCUUAGUGCUAGUUUUAAGACUUUUGUGAAGCUAAGUUGAAAUUUAAUUUAAUUUCUUUACUUUUUGUGUAAGGGAAUAUUAACUAGAAUGAUAUGUAAAAUAUAUUAUAUGGCACAUGAUGCUUUAAAUACUUGGGGGUGGGGAAUAGAAAAUGUCCACUUUGUCAGCGUAAGAACACAGGUGUUGGUACUGGCCUUAAACUUUCCCUACCACAA
Messenger RNA from Micropterus dolomieu (smallmouth bass), 2288 nucleotides. RefSeq names its product LanC lantibiotic synthetase component C-like 2 (bacterial) (gene lancl2). The transcript is spliced from 9 exons. The coding region runs from base 30 to 1325 and encodes 431 amino acids. Gene Ontology annotation, cellular component: plasma membrane. Lineage: Eukaryota; Metazoa; Chordata; Actinopteri; Centrarchiformes; Centrarchidae. The record is from RefSeq and is a predicted model, not a curated record. Gene Ontology annotation, biological process: carbohydrate metabolic process; peptide modification.